CCAUUUCUAUAUCUUAAAACAUCUUCCAUGGCAGCUCAACUUGGGUUUCUCUCAAUGACCCAACAAUCUCAACACCAUCAAAACCCUAGCUUGACUACUCCCAAUUUGUGGAUGUGGAACCCUAAGCAACUCCAAGACGACGACGACUCGUGGGAGGUGAGAGCCUUCGCGGAGGACACCGCCAGCAUCAACGGCACAACUUGGCCACCGAGGUCUUAUACUUGCACCUUUUGUAGGAGAGAAUUUCAGUCGGCGCAAGCCCUAGGUGGUCAUAUGAAUGUGCACCGCCGCGACCGAGCUAAACUCCAUCAACGCUCCAAUUCCUUCAAUCAUCUCUCCAAUUCAUCACCAUCUCCUAACUCAUCCUCUCUCUUAAUCCCAAGUCAUCAAGAAUUUGCCUCAAAUGGUGGUGGGUUGUGUCUUCUAUACCAAUUACCUAACCCUAAUGGGGUGGUUUUUGCUCAAACGGCCAUGAAUAAUGCAUGUACUACGAGUACUAUGAGCUCUUCUCCUUCUACUCUUCUCUCCAUGUCUCCACAUCCACCUAACAAUCAGAUUUCACCAUCUAUGAAUGAUCUUACCUCGGUUUCGCCGCCAGAGAAGAUGAAUUUUAGUGCUCGUAGUUAUCAUCGAUCUAGCAAAGUUGAAACUUCAAUUUCUAUUAGCAAGAAGAAUUGGGAGAAGACUGAAGAGCUUGAUCUAGAGCUCCGGCUUGGACAUAGAUGAUGGAUCUCCAAAUCGACUGAUGAGCAAUUCCAGUUUUUCACAGAUUUUUAAGUGAGAUUUUUUGUUUUUUUUUUUGGCCUUAACUUAGUGUAUGUUCGAUAAUUUAAUUUGUGUUUUUUGUUUCUGUAUGUGUGAUUAAAGUGAUAUAUAUAUAUAUGAAAAAAAGAGGGAAAACAAAGCUGUAAAUUAUAUUGAAAGGGAAUUUAAAGCAAAGGCAGAUUAGGGUUUGAAAAACAAUGAUAUAUUAGUGAUGGCCAGAGGAGUGUGCAGUGCAGUGUCAUUUUCUGCAACAGAACCUUCUGUACAACGUCUCUCUGGGCAUAUGUU
Molecule: messenger RNA, 1053 nt
Organism: Tripterygium wilfordii
Lineage: Eukaryota; Viridiplantae; Streptophyta; Magnoliopsida; Celastrales; Celastraceae
Product: transcriptional regulator SUPERMAN-like
Exons: 1
Coding region: 28-726 (232 amino acids)
Source: RefSeq, a predicted model, not a curated record